Messenger RNA from Microthlaspi erraticum, 1719 nucleotides. The record is from the annotation of a GenBank genome assembly. NCBI's taxonomy places the organism in Eukaryota, Viridiplantae, Streptophyta, Magnoliopsida, Brassicales, Brassicaceae.
AUGAACAUAGCCAUGGUGCUAGUAAUAACGUUGACGUGGCUCGGUGGCACGUGUGGAGAGUUGGGGGAACAAUUGUUCGAAGUUGGGAAGCUUGAGAUGUUCGUUGACGAGCUUCCAGAUAUGCCUAGGCUCAAUGGCUUCCACUCUGUUCAUGGCGAUCUUAAACCCACUUCCCUUCAAAUCGGCAUGUUCUUCACCAAAUGGAAAUUCCAUAGAGAUUUGCCUCCGACGCCAGUGUUCGCAUUCGGUACGUCGCGGAGCAGAGCAACAGUUCCUGGUCCCACGAUCGAAGCCGUCUAUGGAGUUGAAACAUACGUGACGUGGCGAAAUCAUCUCCCUUCAUCUCACAUCCUCCCUUGGGACCCAACAAUCUCCCCCGCAACACCGAAACACGGUGGAAUCCCCACGGUGGUUCAUUUGCACGGCGGAAUCCACGAGCCGACCAGCGACGGCCAUGCCGACGCUUGGUUCACCUCCGGUUUCAGAGAGACGGGACCGAAAUGGACCAAAACGACGGCGCAUUACGAGAACAACCAGCAGCCUGGUAACAUGUGGUACCACGACCACGCCAUGGGUUUGACCAGAGUCAACCUUCUCGCCGGUUUGUUAGGCUCGUACAUACUCCGCCACCACGCCGUCGAAUCUCCUCUCCAGCUACCAACCGGAGACGAAUUCGACCGGCCGUUGGUCAUUUUCGACCGGAGCUUCCGUACAGACGGUUCGAUUUACAUGAACUCCACCGGAAACAACCCGUCGAUUCACCCGCAAUGGCAACCAGAAUACUUCGGCGACGCGAUCAUCGUGAACGGGAAAGCGUGGCCGAGAUUAACCGUCCGGCGUCGGAAGUACAGAUUCCGCAUCAUAAACGCCAGCAACGCCAGAUUCUUCAAAUUCUUCUUCUCCAACGGUCUCGAUUUCGUCGUCGUCGGAUCCGAUUCUGCGUAUCUGUCGAAACCGGUGACGACCAGAUCGAUUCUCUUAUCUCCGUCGGAAAUCGCAGACGUCGUCGUGGAUUUCUCCAAAUCUCAAUCACGCACGGCGGUGCUAGCCAACGACGCUCCGUAUCCUUACCCUAACGGUGACCCCGUCAACGAAGAAAACGGCAAGGUCAUGAAAUUUAUCAUCAGCAAUCAGCCAGAAGCUGACACGUACACAAUCCCGAAGAAGCUCAUCGAGUAUCCGUCUGCUGACGUGUCGAACGCCGUCCUGACGCGUUACAUAGCAAUGUACGAGUACGUUAGCAACUCCGAUGAGCCAACUCAUUUGUACGUCAACGGCUUGGCCUUUGACGCUCCCGUGACGGAGACUCCAAAAUCCGGUACAACCGAGGUAUGGGAAGUGAUUAAUUUGACGGAGGAUAACCAUCCGUUACACAUUCAUCUUGGACUGUUCAAAGUGGUGGAGCAAACGGCGUUACUAGCGGCGGCAUUGGAGGAGUUUAAGGACUGUAUGACGGAGCUGAACGACGCCGUCAAGUGUCAUAUAAGCAAAUACUUACGUGGGAAAAAGACGGCGGUGACGGCGCACGAGAGGGGUUGGAAAAACGUGUUCAAGAUCAUGCCGGGACAUGUGACGAGGAUACUGGUUCGGUUUUCUUAUAUCCACACUAACGCAUCUUACUCGUUCGACCCGACCCAAGAACCCGGAUAUGUCUACCAUUGUCAUAUAUUGGACCAUGAGGAUAACAUGAUGAUGAGGCCGCUUAAGAUCAUCAAGUGA